GGAAUGUGCAAAGGUAUUCUGAGAUAUUAAACACUAUCUCUCAUUCUUUCAUUAACUAGUUCAAGGGCUUGAAACUGCAGUCUCAGGGAAAGAUGGUGAAGAUACCUCGGAAUGCUGUUGAGGAGAAAAAGCCCCCUUGCUUCUUCCAGAUUAUUCUACCUGGUUACAGCACUGAGCAUCUGAGAAUCCCACCGAGAUUCAUCCGGAAGCACAUUGUGAACAAACCAUCUAAAAGGGCCACAUUGAAAUUGAAGCAAUCCUCACAGUUUUCAAGGAAUGUUGAAGUGAGAAAAUCAAGAGGAGAUGUGUAUUUGAAAGAUGGAUGGCAGGAGUUUCUGAGAGAUGCCUGCUUGGGUGACAAGGAGAUUUUAGUGUUCGUAUACAAUGGAAAUUUGAGUUUCAACGUAAAGGUUUUUGACAAGAAUGGGUGUGAGAGAAUGGAUUUCCCUAACAUCAAAACACACCAAAACCCAAACUCAACUAGGAGUACUAAAAGGCCUCGUGGGAGACCAAGAAAAUCUAGCAUCGCCAAUACAGCUGAUAUGCUCAAAGAAGUUAAUGAAGAGGAAGUAUAUUACAGUAACAAUACAGAAAAAUCUACCUCCAAUAGUACUGAAAUGCCUUAUGGUAGACCAACAAAAACUACCGAGGAGAAUACCAAGAAGCAUACCAGUAGUCCAACAAAAACUACUUCUCAGAGCAGCAAGAGGUCUCCUGUUGGACCAACAAAAAAAACUUCUGAGAGUACUAAGAGGCCUCGUGGUAGACCAAGAAAAUACCCUGUCACUCUUAAGGACUCAGCAGCAGGAAAGCACAUUCUGAAUUCUGGAUUUGAUGUACUCAAAGAGGUCAAGGAAGAGAAAGAAGACUCCCAAGAAUCUGGUGUUCUGUUCAAAUCAAAAUUGCAAUACUUUACAAGCAAAAUCCUCAAGCUAAGUCAAGUGAGGGAACAAAAUGGUACAAACUACAAAGUGAAGCUUUCCUGUUACCGUGACCAAGCCUUCUUGACUAAAGGGUGGGGUGCUUUCGCAGUUGCUAACCAAGUCAAGGUGGGGAGUCUCUGCCAAUUCCAGUUCUUAAAAGAAAACAAAAUUGUUGUUCUUAUAUUGAACAACUGAAGCUAUCAACCAACUGUAAGAUCAGCUUGAGCUAACUUGUGAUCGAUCUCUAAGAUCUUGUAGCCAUAUGGUACUCGCACUUAUGGUAACUUACCAUUUUGUAUUGUAUUUUUUUAUUACAGUAUGUCAUAUGUAUGUAUUUAGUACUGUUUGUGAUCAUCAAGCUUCCAAUUCCUACAAGAUUAUAUAUGCUACACUGUUGUGAUUGUUAUGUUGUAUACAUAAAAGUUAGUAAAUUCGCUACU
Molecule: messenger RNA, 1363 nt
Organism: Fragaria vesca subsp. vesca
Lineage: Eukaryota; Viridiplantae; Streptophyta; Magnoliopsida; Rosales; Rosaceae
Product: B3 domain-containing protein LOC_Os12g40080-like
Exons: 6
Coding region: 93-1118 (341 amino acids)
Molecular function (GO): DNA binding
Source: RefSeq, a predicted model, not a curated record